Molecule: messenger RNA, 2015 nt
Organism: Emericellopsis atlantica
Lineage: Eukaryota; Fungi; Ascomycota; Sordariomycetes; Hypocreales; Bionectriaceae
Product: transferase family protein
Exons: 1
Coding region: 173-1627 (484 amino acids)
Molecular function (GO): acyltransferase activity, transferring groups other than amino-acyl groups
Source: RefSeq, a predicted model, not a curated record
GUGUGGUGGGAGCUCGUCGACUCGUCUGAGGCUGGCCCUCGAUCGCAGAGAAUGCCAUGGACGUCGCGACGCCUGCUAAUCUGUUCCUUUCCCACUGCUAUUCAUCGCUUUCUUGUAUCUCAGAGCUUUUUUCUCACUGAAGACAUUGCCAACGUUCAACAGUUCUAGCAAGAUGGACCGACUGCAUCUUGCGGUAAAGCCGCAGACCUUCUCGUUGUCUGGCUUUGAUAUGCAAGGUUCCUUUGCCAACAUACCGUAUGCCUUCUUCUACGAGAACGCUGCUGGUGCCGAUCCAUUCCUUCCGGUGUCUUUGCUGAAGGAGUCGCUAUCCAAGGCUCUCAUCGGCUUUCCCAUUCUUCUAGGCCACAUCCGGCAGACGGCGACAGGAAAGAUAAGCGUCGUGGUUGACCCAAACAACCUCAACCUGCCAGAGUUCGUGGACUCCACCUGCGACAACAUUUCAUUACAGGACAUCAAGUCUAAAAGCUUUUCGUGGGACUCUUGGCCCGAGGGCGUGGCCACCGUUGGUGGUUUCGCUGCGCCUGCGGCCACAGAUGGCAAGAUUCGACUCCUCAACGUGCAUGCCAUGAGGCUCAAGGAGAACAGUGGACUGAUUCUCUUCGUCAACAUUCCACACUAUGCGGUGGAUGGAUCUGGGUACUUUGCCUUUAUCCGACACUGGGCACGGACAAGUGCCUCAAUGCUGUCAGGCCAGGACACAAGCGCAAGAGAGGACCCGCGUCUCGACGCUGACAGAGGGAGGAUAAAGGAAUUUCUCUCCGUUGAGCGCAAGGCUCUAGACUCCAUCUCACACUCCAUGUACACAACCGCCAACUUCUUCUGCGAUACCCUGGCUUGGUUGUCGCCAACGACUUUGGGUCGGCUUCUCACCAAGCUUGGGAGUCUAUCAUCUGGGGAGGCACAUCUUUUCUACGUGUCCAAGGCGAAGCUAGUAGAGCUACGUCAAUCCAUGGAGUCACAUCUUCCCUCGGGAUCGCGUGUCAGCGACAAUGAUAUCUUAGUCUCUUUGAUCAGCAAGACGUAUGUACAGAGCCAACCCCAGGAGGAACCAAAACCUGGCUGGUUCACAAGGGCGCCAGAGAAAGAGACACACUUCACAGUUCGCAUCCCGUCCGAUGCGAGGCCACGCAUCGGCAUGGACGGUGCAUUCACGGGCAAUCUACUUCUCCCUGCACUCGUCCGUACCUCCAUGGAUGACCUCUCCAGACCGACAUCGCCAGAAACGCUGGCAUCAGCUGCCAUGCAGGUUCGUCGUACUAUUGGUGCCAUUGAUGCACCGCUGGUUGCUGAAUUUUACGACACGGUGUCAGCCCAUCCAUCCAGCCACAUGCGGCCGCUCGCGUUCGCGUCGGGCCACCAAACAACGAGCAUGGUCGCCACCAGCCAAGUGCGGUUUGGCAUGUAUGACGCCGAUUUUGGCCUUGGAAAGCCAGCGUUUGUGUGUCUGACUAAUCUAUUUGCUGGAAGCUACACGAUGGCUGCCCUAAUGCCGACUGCUCCAAACCAGGAGCCUGGCGUGAACGUGCUUCUUACAAGUAACGCCGUUGCGAUGGGCAACAUGCUCAAGAAUCCGUUUUGGAGGGAAACAGUGGAUUUGCUAUGGUAAACGGGGUGGCCACUAGUUCUUGAGCAGCACGGAGAGAGAAUAGAACCAUACACCAAUGCCAACCCUUGAUAAUCUCAAUGUUGGCUGGACUAUCCGUCCUUGCGAAGAUUGUCCAUCAAGCCGGUGAAACGGUAAGAAAAAGGCUUAGUAUGACUCACUCCACUGGGUGUGCCAUGCCCAUCGUGAUAAGUUGGGCGCUCUUUUGGCCGAGCUAUCUGCCGGAGGUAUCUGGCUCGCCGCCAAAGGCGGAGUCUCCACGCUGGCGCAUGUACAUACUGGAUAAAUUGUAGCUUGCAACAUUGGGGGCGUUGAUAAAGACUAACACAUGUGAUCUCUACGUAAGUAACUGGGGAACUCUGCAUAUCGGCCGUCGUGGGCCGUGGCGUCC